AUGGCCAUCACUUGCCGACUCCGACCGUUGUCCCCUUCCCUACCGCGCCACAGCUCAGCGAUGCCCCCCACAAAAGCCUACAUCCUCGUCUACGAAGGCACCCCGCUCGACUUCUCCGAAUACCGCCACACCGCCCUCCACUUCGCCUUCGCCGGCGCCCCCUCCUCCACCACCAUGCACGUCGUCGGCACCCAGGGCCUCUUCGAAUUCCAGGAAGACGUCGACCAGGACCCCCGCGACGGCGGCGAUCUCGCCCGCAUGAUCCCCGUCGGCGACAUCCCCGGCUCCGUCAGCGCCGCCGCCAUCAAGAAGACCGUCUCCGCGACGCCGGUCCGCAACGGCCGCGCCGAUCUCGAUUGGAAUUGUCAGAAUUGGGUGGGCGAUGCGCUGGCGCAGAUGGUCGAGUCUGGGUUCUUUACGGAGGCUCAGCGCGCGGUCGCGAUUGAUCUCAUGUUAGAUGUGUGUCUGGAGGCGAAGGAUGGUUGA
Messenger RNA from Aspergillus terreus NIH2624, 486 nucleotides. RefSeq lists its product as uncharacterized. The coding region runs from base 1 to 486 and encodes 161 amino acids. The transcript has 2 exons. The record is from RefSeq and is a predicted model, not a curated record. NCBI's taxonomy places the organism in Eukaryota, Fungi, Ascomycota, Eurotiomycetes, Eurotiales, Aspergillaceae.